Olea europaea var. sylvestris is the source of this 826-nucleotide messenger RNA. Its product is annotated as palmitoyl-protein thioesterase 1-like. Gene Ontology annotation, molecular function: thiolester hydrolase activity. The transcript is spliced from 6 exons. Gene Ontology annotation, cellular component: intracellular membrane-bounded organelle. Bases 1 to 654 code for a protein of 217 amino acids. The record is from RefSeq and is a predicted model, not a curated record. Lineage: Eukaryota; Viridiplantae; Streptophyta; Magnoliopsida; Lamiales; Oleaceae.
AUGACUGCUAUCGAGGAAAUGGCUGGGAUGGAUGUUCUUCGCAGUGACAAAACAGGAACUCUGACCCUGAACAAGCUUACUGGAAAUUUUCCUUUUAUAAACGUGUUAACGGUUUACUCUUGCAACUUCGGUUUGAUUAGUCCCCUGUUUUUGCAGUCUGCUCUGGAACAUCUGGCACCUGCUAAUUAUAUCAAAAUUCCAACCGACAUAAAUGAAUACAAUAAAGGAUGUAGGUUCCUCCCAAAGCUUAACAACGAAUUACAUAGGAAUUCGGCUUACAAGGAGCGGUUUGCUAGCUUGCAGGGCUUGGUGCUUAUCAUGUUCGAGAAUGAUACAAUACUGGUGCCCAAAGAGACAUCUUGGUUUGGGUAUUUUCCAGAUAGUUCCUGGACUCCUGUUUUGCCUGCACAAGAGACAACCCUCUACACUGAAGAUCGGAUUGGUUUGAAAUCCUUGGAUGAAGCUGGGAAGGUGAAGUUUGUAAAAGUUUCUGGCGGUCAUCUUGAAAUUUCGUAUAGCGCCAUGAAAGAACACAUAUUACCAUACUUGGUGGAAAAUGCAACUACUAGACUCAUUAUAUCAUCAGAAUCAUCUCAUAUUUGGCCCUGGUCUGAGCACGAGGGAGAGAGGCUGCAGCUCUACACUGCAAAUUGAUCAAGGAUUCAAUUUGUAAAAAUUACACGAAAAAUCAGUGAAAAAAAUUAAUUAAAAAAAAUGGAGAAGAUGGGUUGGCUAUUAUAUUUAUGCAUUAAAUUCUGGGAUGAAUAUAAUAUACUCUAAAGAAACAUAUUAGUAAGAAAAUAAAUUGAUUUGUUGGUUACUUUCA